Molecule: messenger RNA, 2160 nt
Organism: Lodderomyces beijingensis
Lineage: Eukaryota; Fungi; Ascomycota; Pichiomycetes; Serinales; Debaryomycetaceae
Source: the annotation of a GenBank genome assembly
AUGGCAGGUCCGCCUCCUCCACCGCCACCGCCUCCGGCAAUGGGUGGUCCGCCUCCACCACCACCGCCUCUGAUGGGGAAUCUACCCCCAGGACCACCGGCCGCAGCAUCCGCAGGACGAAACGCAUUGUUGGGAGACAUUCGGAAAGGAACAAGGUUGAAAAAAGCAGUCACUGUUGAUAAAUCCAAGCCUUUCAUUGAAGGAAAGCUGCCUGCAGCCAGUGCUGGUGGGCCUCCAAGCUUGCAAAGCUCGACACCAGGCAGCGCAGUGCCGUCGAUGCCCACCGGCGCUCCUCAACUAGGCGACAUCUUUGCUGGUGGAAUGCCGAAAUUGAAACACGUCGAUAAUAGAUCGGGGGUGAUACCGAGCUCGGCACCAAAGAUUCCAACGGCCAAUGCUCCAGGUCCUAGCCUUCCGCAGUCUAGACCUUCAAGAAGCAGCCGGCCUUCUCAUCCUUCUCAACCUCCUAGCAUUCCACCAAGUGCUCCGCCGAGUGCUCCCCCAAGCGCUCCUGCAAGCGCUCCUCCAAGCAUUCCUCUGAGCAUCCCACCAAGUGCUCCCCCGAGCUUACCACCAAGUGCUCCCCCGAGCUUACCACCAAGUGCUCCACCAAGCUUGCCCCCAAGUGCCCCUCCCAGUUUACCACCAAGCUUGCCACCGGCCGUCCCACAAAUGGCUCCUCCGCAAAAAGUGCCUCCAAAGAUGCCACCCAAGAUGCCCCCAACAAGACCCAAAAAGGCCGGCCACCUUCAAAAGAGCUCAAUCAGCUCUAUGCUGGAGGUUGACAAGCCUCCUCCAAUGCCAUCGACACCCCCUCCGAUUCCGUCCUCGGCUCCACCAGCACCUGCACCUUCGUUUCCGCAAUCAAAGGGCCAGAGUCUGAAUCUGUCGGCACCACUGCCCGUCCCCACUCCACCUGCUGGAGGAUUGCCAUUCCUAGCUCAGAUCAAUGCAAAGCGAGACGACCGAAACGUCGUUGACGAGUCAAACACACAUCUAAAGUCGAAUACUGGAACUCAAGCUCCAAGCAUACCGAAAUCUAAUGCACCGCGAGUGCCACCGUCGAUGCCUCCUGCGGGAGUGCCAAAGCCGCCAUCUACUACACAAAAUGCUGCACCUUCAAUACCAUCAGCCCCAGUUCCCAAAACUCUAGCGCCACCUUUGCCUGGUUCGGCGCCACCACCACCUGCACCACCUGCUCCUGCUCCACCUUCCUCCAAACCUAGCGGGAUUCCAAUGGCUCCUGGUCCUCCUCCUCCGCCUCCCAUGGCCCCUGGUCCGCCACCUCCACCUCCCAUGGCGUCAUCAACCAAACAAGACGCACCUUCGCCACCGAAAGCACCGGCUGGAGGAGCUCUCCCAUUCUUGGCUCAAAUUAACGCAAAAAGAGACGACAGUUUUGUAGUGGACGGAAGCAAAGGUUCAUAUUCUACAAACACCGACGACGGGGUGAAGAAGAAGCCCACGCCACAAGCGGCACCGAAGGCACCGAAGGCACCAAGUGUGCCGACACGCGACCCGAUUCCUCAUCCGCCCAUCCCUCCUGUUGGCCAAGUGCCACUGCCCUUCGGAAAGCCUCCAGUAAGGACAACCUCCGCAUCAAGGCCUCCCGCGCCACCUCCAGCUCCUCCAGCGCCAUCGGCGCCACCACCAGCGUCGGUUCCGAGUGCCCCUCCCAAGCCCCCAGUGCAGCAUAUCCCAACUCCAAUUUCACAGCCCCGGGCUCCUCCAGCUGUAGCACCGCCGGCAUUUGAACCAAUUGACCCUAGCCCCGAACCUCCGCAGACGCCCGACUUGGCACCACCGCCACCACCACUAGGAUCAACGCCAGCGGCACCCAAGGCCAAAAAGACGGCACCUCCUCCUCCCCCUCCUGGAGGCGCACCGAAGAAGACCUCGAGCAUGUUGCUCGACGAUGGCUUGGAGCUGAGACAGAAUGCCGGCUCGUCGUUGCGGAAAAUCUCAGCGCAAACAUAUACAAUCAACGGCUCAGCCUCGAGUAGUUCAGUGGGGAAGAAAAUCGUCAUUGAGAAUCCACGGUUCAAGUUUGUCAAUGCUGAUGCGUUGCCUAACCCCCGUAGACACGAGGGUGGUCAGAAGUUGUAUCCUAGUGGCAGAGGCUCUUCUAUUCCUUUGGAAUUGAGUUUGUACACGCAAUAG